Molecule: messenger RNA, 615 nt
Organism: Lithohypha guttulata
Lineage: Eukaryota; Fungi; Ascomycota; Eurotiomycetes; Chaetothyriales; Trichomeriaceae
Exons: 2
Coding region: 1-615 (204 amino acids)
Source: RefSeq, a predicted model, not a curated record
AUGGGCAAAACACCCAUUGCUGUUCCGCUCGUUGACCUACAUCUCGCUUACUAUGGUUUUAUCAUUAUGGCUCAAGGCAUCUUACUGGGUUCGGCGAGCACCGCAGAUCCGGAAUUCUCAUGUGCCAAGGAUAAAAUCAUCAACGCUUCUAAUCAUGUUGCCAGUUUGUUCCAAAUGCUCCAACACAUCACCAGCCAAGGCAAUUUCGGAGUCUACUUCGCACACAUAUCCGCCAUAAGCGCACUCAUUCUUGUCCAAUUCCUCACUGAACCGGGUGUCCCCGACAUCUUUCAUAUACUGACUGUUGUAUUGGUAUGUGUCUCUCGGCGCUGGGUAAUUGUGCGUGGAAUUCUAAGGAUGAUCUGGGCUACACUCACACGGCAUAAAGUGGAAUGGUACCUCAAUGCAGCCACCUCAAGCCUCUUCCAUCUUGCUGCCCUAGAAGAGUGGGGCCCGCGAGAGCAUCAGUUACUUAAGAAGUGUGCAUAUCCAAACUACGCUGAAGUGCACGAGAAAGGCCGAGAUUAUGUGGAGAUGGGUGAUAUACUGCAAGAAUAUGCUUCUAUGCAGAUAAGUGGGAGCACAGAAGUAGACCCUUCUAUUAGCCGGCCAUAA